Xyrauchen texanus (razorback sucker) is the source of this 2109-nucleotide messenger RNA. RefSeq names its product tectonin beta-propeller repeat containing 1a (gene tecpr1a). Gene Ontology annotation, cellular component: membrane. NCBI's taxonomy places the organism in Eukaryota, Metazoa, Chordata, Actinopteri, Cypriniformes, Catostomidae. The record is from RefSeq and is a predicted model, not a curated record.
AUGGUCAUUAUGGCCAAACAGGUGUGGGGUAUUGGUUAUGAAGACCGGGCAGUAUAUUUCCGUCAGGGUGUGACUGCCAGUGAGUUAAGUGGGAAGGCUUGGAAGGCUGUGUCUGUGCCUAGAGACAGUGACCGUUCCCAUUCCAGCACCAGUGCGAACAGUCUUCAGAGUGCUGGUUGUUUCUUUGGCGGUGAGGUGCAUCUGCAAUCCCAGGCUUCUGUGUUGAGUGAUGUGGAGUCUGAGACUGAAAGCGCUGUGGGAGAAGUUCUCCCCAUUCCUGAAAUGGGAGACACCCCUAAACCACGCAUCCCCAAAGUGACCAGUGACAGCUUCAUCUCUGAGCUGGUGACUGACCAUGAAGGCCUGAUCAGCCGCCGUGAGGUGCCUUCAACAGCAGCAGCUGGCUCAUCUAUUCCUGAGGAGGAGCAUGCUGAAGGCAAGGUAGAGGACAGGGCUUCCCCAGCCAGGGUCCUGUCUCCCAGCCAAUCAGGUGGGCUGGAACCUCAAUGGAGCAAUGUGGACCUGGAGGAGGCCCAGACUCACCUGGCUUCAGGAUCUGGGGGAGAAGCUGAUCCCUGCAGUCUGUCCUCUGUAGCCACAUACAAUUUGGCUCUGGAGGAGCCUUGUGGGGCUGAUGAGCAUCCAAAAUGGGCCUGGGUGAGCGAUGUAGGAUGUGCGGUCGACUGCCACUCACAACUUAACUGGUUCAACUCCUCUACAUCUACAGCCCUGAACUGCUCUAUGCAGGCUAUGUCUCUUUCUAUGACUCCAGCACAAACAGCAGCCUGGCGCAAACAGAUAUUUGAGCAGCUCUGUGAGCGGUCCAAAAGAGAAAUGGAGAAUUUCAUGCAUUAUGAGCAGGCCAUUGAACAGGUUCUGGCGUCAAAUCGUGUUAUUGAGUCCAACAGUCUUGGUGUGGUGUGGGGGAUUGGUAAUGACCACACCGCCUGGGUCCAUACAGGAGGCUAUGGAGGAGGAUUAAUUCAGGGGUUGGCAAGCAGCACAGAUAACAUAAACACACAGACCGAUGUGAAGAGUGUUUAUAUAUAUGAGAACCAGCGCUGGAACCCUGUCACUGGUUACACCAACAGAGGUCUCCCUACUGAUCGUUACAUGUGGAGCGAUGCUACAGGUCUGAAGGAGUGCACCAAAACCAACACAAAACCACCCUCACCAAACUGGACCUGGUUGACAGACUGGACUAUCGACUAUGCUGUGCCAGAAGAAACAGACAGAGAGGGCUGGCAGUAUGCAGCUGACUUUCCUGCGUCAUACCAUGGAAGUAAAAUGAUGGACUUUGUCCGGCGUAGGCGUUGGGCCAGAAAGUGUAAACUCACAACAACCGGCCCCUGGCAGGAAGUCCCGCCUAUACCUUUGAGUGAUGUAACAAUCCUACUUUGUGGGCCAAAGAGAACAGUAGAACAGGUGCCACUGUGGGCCAUCAGCAACAAGGGAGACAUCUUGUGCCGCCUGGGUGUCACCUCCCUGACCCCUGCGGGGUCGUCAUGGUUACACGUGGGAACCGACCAGCCUUUUAUGUCGAUUUCCAUAGGUGCUGUCCACCAGGUUUGGGCCAUCGCCAAGGAUGGUUCUGCAUUCUAUAUGGGCUCUGUGUCAGCCCAGAACCCGGCAGGAGAUUGCUGGUACCACAUCCCCUCUCCAACUGGACAGAAGCUCAAACGGGUUUCUGUGGGCAGGACAUCUGUUUACACAGUGGAUGAAAACGGUAACCUAUGGUACAGACAUGGUGUAACCCCCAGUUACCCUCAGGGUUAAUCAUGGGAGCACAUCUCCAAUCAUGUUCGCAAAGUAUCUGUGGGACCUCUGUACCAGGUGUGGAUCAUUGCAGAUAAUAUGCAGGGUAGUCACAUUUUGAGCUGUGGAACUGUUUGUCACCGGCUGGGGUUGUCUAUGGAACCUAAAGGCCACUCUUGGGACUAUGGCAUUGGGGGUGGAUGGGAUCACAUAACAGUGAGGGGGAAUGCCAUGGAGGCACCUCGCAUUCAAAUGCCAUCCAUAACGGACAACAGCAACAACCAAACAGCAGCACGCAAUCCACUGCAAACUAGUAACCAGCCAGAGAUGAAUGGAAUCCCAGUGGGCUGUUAG